Molecule: messenger RNA, 5237 nt
Organism: Ahaetulla prasina
Lineage: Eukaryota; Metazoa; Chordata; Lepidosauria; Squamata; Colubridae
Gene: FAM3B
Product: FAM3 metabolism regulating signaling molecule B
Exons: 9
Coding region: 1122-1832 (236 amino acids)
Source: RefSeq, a predicted model, not a curated record
AGAGCUUUCCACCAGGUUCGCCUGGUGCGCCAAUUGCGCCCCUUUCUAGACCGGGAUGCCUUGUGCACAGUCACUCACGCCCUUGUGACGUCUCGUCUGGACUACUGCAAUGCUCUCUACAUGGGGCUCCCCUUGAGGGGCAUCCGGAGGCUACAGUUAGUCCAGAAUGCAGCGCUGGUGAUUGAGGAGCCCCUCGUGGCUCCCGAGUGACACCUAUCCUGCGCCGGCUGCACUGGCUACCUGUGGCCUUCCGGGUGCGCUUCAAGGUGUUGGUGAAUGUCUUUAAAGCGCUCCAUGGCAUAGGGCCGGGAUACUUACGGGACCGCCUGCUGCUACCGAAUACCUCUCACCGACCCGUGCGCUCUCACAGAGAGGGGCUCCUCAGGGUGCCAUCGGCGCGACAGUGUCGUCUGGCGACACCCAGGGGAAGGGCCUUCUCUGUGGGGGCUCCCGCCCUCUGGAACGAACUCCCCCCAGGACUUCGUCAACUUCCGGACCUCCGAACCUUUCGCCGCGAGCUUAAAACCUAUUUAUUCAUCUGCGCUGGACUGGGGUAGUGUUUUAAUGUGUUUUAAUGGGUUUUAAUGGGUUUUUAGUUCCAAAUUUUAAUUCUGGCCAAUUUUAAUAAGUUUUUUAAUUGUAUUUUUUAAUCUGUAUUUAUAGUAUUGUAUUUUUAUUUGGCUGUGAACCGCCCUGAGUCCUUCGGGAGAAGGGCGGUAUACAAAUGUAAAUAAUAAAUAAAUAAAUAAAUAAAUACUUCUAUUAAGCCUGUUUGCUACUAAGAGAUUUGGGCUGCACUGAAAUCAAAGUUCUUUUCUGCCCUCCAGUGAUCAUCUGAAGUUUUGCAUGAUUACUACAAGCCAUGCAAAAGGGGGAGUUUGAAAAAAAGAAAAGAAAAACUGGCCGGUAUAUCUGAAAUGGACAACCCAAGGGCAAAGUCGAUGGAUUCAGUUACAGUGGGUGUGACUAGGCAGCAGCCAGGUGCAGCAGUAAUAUGCUCCCAGCUUUUUCCAUCCAGCUAAGAGGAAAAAAAGUAAUAUCCUGCAGCAGGCUGAAAUUGCUACCAAGAUUUGCAGCCGGCUAAAGACAAUUUUGGAGAGGCCUACAAGUUUACAAAAACAAUGCUAAUGCGGAACAACUGCAAGAAUUUUAUGAAAUUUGGAGGUUUUAUCUUUGCAUCUGUCUGCGCUUGGUAUUUGGGGACAGUAUUGGCAUAUCUCAUACCUCAAGAUCCAUUAGCAUCAACAUUUGAUCAGCUGCUUCCAGAAAAGCCAAAAUUUUCCAUGCCAGCCCCCAAAAGACAGAAAUGUGACCACUGGUCUCCGUGUUUGGCUGGAAAUUAUGCUUAUCGGGUGCUCAGUGGAGGUGGGAAGGAGAAAUUUCCCAAAAUCUGUUUUGAAGAUAAAUUACUCAUAAGUGAACAAGAAGGAAAUGCUGGAAGAGGAAUAAAUAUUGCAAUUGUAGACUAUAAGACUGGAAAAGUUGCUGCUACAAAUUAUUUUGACAUGUGGGAAGGAGAAUUCUCUAGACCAAUGACUGAUUUUAUUAGCAAAGCUCCACAGAAAUCUCUAAUCUUUAUGGUGACUCAUGAUGAUGGAAGUACAAAGUUAAAAGAGGACAGUAAGAAAGCAAUAGCAGAAUUGGGAAGUAAGGAAAUAUGGAAUUUGAAGUUUAGGUCAGGCUGGGUGUUUUUAGCUGCAAAAGGUUUUAAAUUACCAGAAAAUAUACAAAAGGAAAAGAUAAUUCAUUCUGACAAUAGUAAGAAUCGAUACAGUGGAUGGCCAGCUGAAAUCCAGAUUGAAGGCUGUAUUCCAAGAAACCUAACAAGCUGAAUUCUAAUGUUUGCAAAAUAGCCCACUGCAUAUUUAUUUAUAUGGAACUAUUUGCCCCCAAAAGCUGGUUGUCAAAAGCUGUGGACAAAAAAAAAUUUCUGGAUAAAAUCAAUUUGAAAUGCUGGAUUCAAUUGCAGAAUUGAUUUUUAUCGUGAAUAGUAAAUAAUUAUAGAUGUGUCCCCUUUCCUCACACCUGCUUUAUCUUCUCCUUUCAUGAUGUUGGGUUGCAACACCCAUCAUUUCCAGCCACCACAAAAGAGCUAGAAUUUUGGAAAUUAUGAUCUUAGUCAUUUGACACUCACCAGGCUUGAAAAAGAUGAAAAAGAAAAGUAUUUUCCUAUUGAUGUUUUAUGUUGUCUCUUAGAAAAGCAAUGUGUUGAAAGCAAAGAAGUGCCCUGCAAAUGUGCAUUUGUAAAUUUGCUGUCUCUGUGUGUACAUGCCAGAAAGCUCACUAGCACUAAAAGGGCCCAUCCAUGCACCCAGUUUAAGUGCCUCUAGUUUGUGAGAUGGCAUAAAAGUGCCCAUGUCAUUUGCCCUGUCCCAAAUACCAGAUCUCUACUUUACCAUAAAACAAGAUGAGGGGGUGGUACUUUCUUGACAGCUUUCCUGUGGUGCAAAGAAAAAUGAUAGAUGGAAUUCCCAAUGGUGGGGAAAAUAUUCACUAAUUGCUGUCCCAGUAUAAGCAGCUUUGGGGACGGAGGUCAUUUUUAACAAAUCAUUAGACCUCUGGGUUUAGCCAUCUGGCAGAACUUGAUCUGCAGGGUAAGUGGAGUCUUUUUUGCCUUUCCUGAUUUACCCCCAAAUCAUUACUAGUUUCAUUGAUGAGGUGAUGAAGCAUUUCAUCCCAUCCAACAAACUACCUUUCUCUCUCUUGGUUUGUUGCUAAAAUUCUUUGCUCUCCUGGUUUUCUUCCAGGAAAAGGAAAAGAAAGGCUGUGUCUUUUUCUCCCUGUCUUGCUUUUUCUCUCACUGUUUGGACUCUGUCUCACUCCUUCUCUUGCUCAUUUGCUCUUUUGCUUGUUCUAUUUCUCACUAUCUCUGUUACUCUGUCUAAAAACAGCUGAUAGCUGGCCUGCUGAUAAAUAGUGACAGGUGGACUCCCCCCACCCUUUGUUUUUUUUGCUUGACUUCCCCGCUGCUGCCUAACCUUAAUGCAGUAAAAAUGGUAGCCCUGGCCAAUUUGAAAAAUAUUGGACUUGCAUUAUUCCAAAUUCAUGUAAAUAGCAUUUUUAAAGGAAUAAUUUAACAACUUUUGCCAAGGGAAUCCCCACUUACUCUUUUGAAAAUUUCAGAGGCAGUUGCCAGGGCAGAAAAGAAUGGAUUUGUUUACUGCAGCAUUAAGCAGGUAGGAGGAGCUGGGCAGAUUCCAGCCCUGACUAUGUCAACAUCAUGGUUGCUGCUGAAGCACCCUCAGUCAUGGUAACAAGGAUUGGGUAGGGAGAAGAUGGAAAACAUCACAUCACAUUAAAUGAAUAUGCAGUGAAGAGACCUCAGUGAUGAAGUAGAAAUGAGACACGGAUGAAUCAUAAGGUAUAAUAAGCAAUAAAUAACCUUAAGUAAUGGUUACUGAAACAUAUUUAAGCAUUUAAGUGAUAUGGAUGUGCCAUGUCAAUUUAGCAACAAAUCAACAAUGAAGCUAGUUUGAAAAUCACUUUUUUAAAAAAUCACUUUCUGUUUUAGUGCCCUAUUCUCAUGCCUAGUUAUAAGAACCUUUCAUGACCUCACAGUAUGCUACAAUAUUUAAUAUAUGCAUUGCUUUAGAUAUGGUAAGGAGUGGUGCAGUGGCCUAGUGGUGGAGCUGUCGCCUCACAAUCAGGAGACUAUGAGUAGAGGUAGAUAUUUCUCUCUCUGGGCACAGUGAGAAUAUAUUUGCUGCGAACUCCGCAUUGGUGACAGGAAGGGCAUCCGGCCAGUAAACACUCAACUCCAUUCAGUUGCCCCAACUCCACCCCAAUGGAAGGGAUUAUGGGGGUCAUUAAAAGACAAAAAUAUUGCUUUAGAUAUGGUAAGAACAAUAAACUAUUCAUAUUUAAAUUCUAUUUUGUCAUACAUUUACUUGUGACUACCAUAUACAAUUGAUGCUAACAGUAGUCAGAGAAGUGGCAGAAUGACCUCAGGAUCUUAUGGUAUUAUUCAGCUUGGUGGGAUUUUGGACAUGAAUCCCUAGGCCAGUAGACUUUGGCUCCACAGCAGAAAUAAUUGCAUUAGUCAUAAAUGGGUUGUAGGAGUGACAAAACAAUUCAUUUAAAUGGGUUUUAGACUGCUAAAUCAGAAUAAAUUUGAUUGCAGUUACUUCUCCCUUUAUGCCAACUCUUGCCGGAAUUUCUUUAAAUAUAUGUAGUCCUCACUUAAUAACUGCAACUGGAACCAGCAACUCCUUCAAUAUACUACACUGUUAUUAAGUGAAACAUCACAAGACCACAGCAGAUUUACUAAGUAAAUUUAGCUGCAGUUGUUAAGCAAAACACAAUAGAUUGUUAAGCACAAUGUAUGAUCACAAUUUUCAAAUCAUUGCCAGCUUCCCAAUUGAUUUUUCUCGCAUGCAGCUAUCAGUGAAGCUUACAAAUCUUGUGACCAGGUGAAUAUGCCGACGCAGCAGCCAUCAUAAAUGGAUGCUGAUUGUAAAGUGCUCAUACGGUGGGAUACUGUGAUACUGUGGUUUGAGGAUCUACUUUUUCAUUUCUGUCAUAACUUUGGUCUCUGGAUGAGCAGUUGGUAAUCAAGAAUUGUCAUCUGUCAGAAAUGACGUAGGGUCUCCUGCCUGGGCGGGGGGUUGGACUAGAUGACCUACAAGGUCUCUUCCAACUCUGUUAAUCUGGCAACUAUCUGUAAUGACUGUGCAUCUGCAAAUUAGGCUGGAUAGAGAUCUGCUCUUACCCACAAUAAUGCCAAAAUCAUUGUAAUAAAAGUGCAUUACUGAUAUGGGGCUACGCCCACUUUUCAAUUGAAGGAGAAAAGACCACGAAGGAUUGGAGAAACAAGAAUUAUUUAUUUAAUUAUCUGCGCAAAUAGGUACAGACUUCCACUCACGUGGAAAAGAAAGACUGGAUACCAGGCACCGCCCAGGCAUAUUCUUUUAUAGUAUUUGGUACAGAAAGUAGCAAACAGGAAAACACGAGGUGAUACGUAAUUGGUUUACAGUUAACUUGACCAUAUAUGGCAUUAUCAUACACCUUUCAAGACAUGAGCCAUCUUCUAACACGUGUCGCUAGUUGCUUUCCUUACCCUAUUCUUACCCAGUAUGUUCCAGGGGUUAAGACAUAAACAGUUACAGUAUGUAGAAAUAGUUCUUUCAGGUUGCAACAUAAUUCUUCUGUCAAGCUAGAUGCUUUCUGCUUUCCCACACACAGUAAUGUUCCAUAAUUGAUACAGAGUUAUAUGAUUAUAAAGACUACCAAGAGUAUAU